AUGUCAGAUGACGACGCCGACCCAGAGCUCCUCGAGCUCCUGCGAAAAUCAUUAGGUCUCGGUGCAGACAGCUCGCCAGUAGCCCCAAAGAUCAAAGUCCUCGAACAUGCCGAGUUCGUGUACGACAACUCCCUUGAUGUUGCAAUUGACAUGCGCGGCACGAAAGCUGCCGCGUCUAAGAUAUACAGCCUGAUGCAAGAAAAGAGCUACAGUAGCCAGACUUGGCGAUCCCAUGAACUUCAUCCCAAAUCGAAGGACUCGAAAACUGUUGAGUUCAUUUUUUUGAUGGAUCUUUUGAAUUUCAGUUUCUGGUCGGUAAAGGAUGAUCCGAGCGAAUGCUUUGCUGUAGCAUAUCGCGGGCAAUGCUGGACGGGAUAUUGGAGUCUCGUUGCUGCUCUUCAGCGAGCAUUGGAUGAGGGAUUUCCAAUCACCGACCCAAAGUUCUGGACGGAUGAAACGUCUGCUAGUGACGAUGUCUGGAGAAAGAUCUUUCGAUCCGCGACUGAGGAAGAAAUGCCAAUGCUGGAAGAGAGGAUUCAAUGUGUGCGGGACGCUGGCCGUAUCUUGCAGGAUCAAUACGAUGGUAGCUUCCUCACCACACUCGAGGAAGCCAAUGGAUCUGCUGCAGCUCUAGUAACUACCCUCGCUCGCGACUUUCCUUGCUUUGAUGACAGCACCCGGUUUGAGGGACAAAGAGUCUCGUUCUAUAAACGAGCUCAGAUACUGGUCGCGGAUCUUUGGGCGUGCUUCGAAGGCGAAGGGUAUGGCAAUUUCUCUGAUAUCGAUCAGGUCACGAUGUUCGCAGGUACAAAAAGCUUGUCCCAAUCCCUAGGCCUUUAG
Bacidia gigantensis is the source of this 840-nucleotide messenger RNA. RefSeq lists its product as uncharacterized. The transcript has 2 exons. The record is from RefSeq and is a predicted model, not a curated record. Lineage: Eukaryota; Fungi; Ascomycota; Lecanoromycetes; Lecanorales; Ramalinaceae. The coding region runs from base 1 to 840 and encodes 279 amino acids.